CGUCCCUGGGAGGAAACUGAAAAACACAUCCAUCAGCUUUACCUUCAUCCCUGCCAGCUUCUGUUUCAGCCAUGAAUCCUGCCCUGCCUUGGAUCUUUCCUCUUGGAUGUCUACUGCUUCUGACAACAGCAGCCGAAUGCUUUAUUUUGCCCAAUUCGAGUCACCUGGAGAGCAUUUUGAGUAAAUAUCAGGAUGAGGAGCCUCAUGCCAGAUCCAAGAGAGCCAUUUUAUUUUCAGACAGACAGGAGAUAUUGAUGCUCCACAAUAAAUUAAGAGGUCAAGUUUAUCCAUCAGCCUCUAAUAUGGAAUAUAUGACCUGGGAUGAUGAGUUGGAAAGAUCGGCCCAUGCUUGGGCUCAGCAGUGCAUCUGGGAUCACGGGCCUAGUGCCCUCAUCAGGUCUAUUGGACAGAACCUGGCGGUUCACUGGGGCAGGUACCGCUCUCCAGCCUUCCACGUGCAGUCUUGGUACGACGAGGUGAAGGACUACACGUACCCCUACCCUCACGAAUGCAACCCCUGGUGCCCGGAGAGGUGCACGGGGUCCAUGUGCACCCACUACACCCAGAUAGUCUGGGCCACGACGAACCGGAUCGGCUGCGCCGUGAACGUCUGCAAGCAGAUGAACGUCUGGGGAGAGGUGUGGGAGAACGCCGUCUACCUGGUCUGCAACUACUCGCCCAAGGGCAACUGGAUCGGGGAAGCCCCAUACAAGAACGGCCGCCCCUGCUCCGAGUGCCCGCCACGCUACGGGGGAGGCUGCCAGAACAACCUCUGCUACAAGGAUUAUCGCUAUGAGGAUACCCAAAUCCCCGAGACAGAGGAGACCAACGAAGUGGAGACCUCUCAGGUGGCAGAGCACAAGCCCGUGUGGUUCCCCAGCGUGGAGAACAAGCCCACCAAGCCUGUCAAGCCCAAGAAGGUCGCCGUGGACAGCUACAUGACACAAGUCAUUACCUGUGAAACCAAGAUGAGGGACAAAUGCAGAGGCUCAACAUGCAACAGGUAUCUGUGCCCAGCUGGCUGCCUGUACAGUAAGGGAAAGAUCUUUGGAACAUUUUAUUAUGAGAGUUCGUCGAGCAUUUGCCGCGCUGCCAUCCACUAUGGCAUCCUGGACAACAAGGGAGGACUCGUGGACAUCACGAGGAAGGGCCGGACGCCGGCGUUCGUCAAGUCCACCAGAAAUGGUGUCGAAUCCUUCCGGAAAAAUAAGCCUUCAAACGCAUUCAUGGUUUCCAAAGUCACAACGCAGACGCUGGAUUGCUACUCCACGGUGGCUGAGCUGUGCCCGUUCAAAAAGCCGGCGUCGCACUGCCCGAGGAUUUAUUGUCCAGCCCACUGUAAAGACGAACCAUCGUACUGGGCACCGGUGUUUGGCACCAAUGUCUACGCAGAUAGCUCCAGUAUCUGCAAAACAGCAGUGCAUGCGGGAGUCAUUCCAGAUGAAGAAGGUGGUUUUGUGGAUGUGAUGCCUGUAGAAAAGAAGAAAAUCUAUGUUGGCUCCUUAAGGAACGGAGUCCAGUCUGAAAGCUUGAAGAGCCCUUUGGAUGGAAAUGCUUUCCGAAUUUUUGCUGUGAAGCAGUAAAUUCCCGGGAAAGGUGCAAGUUUCUCUGGGAGAGCACUCCCUUGAUCUGGAGAGACAGGAAGGCUCCUCUGAUGGCAUCAGCUCUGAACGUACCCUGCUUGCCGAACUCUUUCAGGGAAUUAAACAAGAAAAAAAAAGAAAAAGGAAAAAAAAAAAGAAGAAAAAAAAAAAAAGACAACAGCUUCUGACUCAGCUGUUCGCAUCUCAUGGCACCAGUUCAGCGUUGUAUCUUUUCGUCUUGUGUUUUCGUUUUUUCUAGGGGCAUUCAGCAAUGACAGACUGUUGUGACUCCACUUUACAGGAGAGGUGUGCUGCACAGAACCGAGGU
This is a messenger RNA of Tinamus guttatus (white-throated tinamou), 1911 nucleotides long. It is a transcript of the gene CRISPLD2, whose product is annotated as cysteine rich secretory protein LCCL domain containing 2. Lineage: Eukaryota; Metazoa; Chordata; Aves; Tinamiformes; Tinamidae. The record is from RefSeq and is a predicted model, not a curated record. Gene Ontology annotation, cellular component: extracellular region.